Molecule: messenger RNA, 1163 nt
Organism: Colletotrichum acutatum
Lineage: Eukaryota; Fungi; Ascomycota; Sordariomycetes; Glomerellales; Glomerellaceae
Product: proteasome A-type and B-type
Exons: 5
Coding region: 252-1016 (254 amino acids)
Biological process (GO): ubiquitin-dependent protein catabolic process; proteasomal protein catabolic process
Cellular component (GO): proteasome core complex, alpha-subunit complex; proteasome core complex; cytosol
Source: RefSeq, a predicted model, not a curated record
CCCAGGUUCAAGGCAUCCACUCAGCCUUCCAGCCCAGGUCUGGAGCUUCCCGCCGCUGUCGUUGCCUCUGCUCCAGGCAAGCUCCUGCAAACGCGUCGACAUCCAAGAGCUCCGCCAGAGCUCAACCCCGACUUCAUUGACGACAUCCACCUCCACCUUUCACCCAUCAACGACUCGUUCGAGGAACUGACGGCCGGCCACGAUUUUCUUCAACGUAAUUUGAUCAACACAACCACAACAAUACCGCCAAGAUGUCGGGUGGCUCAGCUUACGACCGACACAUCACGAUCUUCUCCGAGCAGGGAAGAUUGUACCAAGUCGAGUAUGCCUUUAAGGCAAUCACAGCCGCCAACAUCAUGUCGAUAGGUGUCAGAGGCAAGGACUGCGCCGUUGUCCUGUCUCAGAAGAAGGUCCCUGAUAAACUCAUCGACCCCGCCUCCGUCUCCCAUCUCUUCCAGCUCUCUCCAUCUGUUGGAUGUGUGAUCACGGGUUCCAUCGCCGAUGCCCGCGCCUUCUCCCAGCGUGCCCAGGGCGAGGCAGCAGAGUUCCGCUACAAGUACGGCUACGAAAUGCCCGCCGAUGCCUUGGCAAAGAGGCUGGCCAACAUCAGCCAGGUCUACACACAAAGAGCCUACAUGCGCCCGUAUGGUGUUGCGACGACGCUCAUCUCAUUGGACUCUGAGUUCGGACCUCAGCUGUUCAAGUGCGAUCCCGCCGGAUACUACAUUGGCUACAAGGGUACUGCGGCCGGUCCCAAGCAACAGGAGGCUCUUAACCACCUCGAGAAGAAGCUGCGCAACAAGGAGCACGCCCCCGGCGACUGGACGGAAGUUGUUGAGCUCGCCAUUACGACGCUCAGCACUGUCCUGAGCAUGGACUUCAAGAAGGGCGAGAUCGAGAUUGGCAUUGUUGGGGGACCUCGUGCGGACGGCAAGGAGGGCACCGAUCCCGGCUUCCGCAUCCUGACCGAAGAUGAGAUCGACGAGCGGUUACAGGCGAUUGCGGAGAAGGACUGAGGUGGAAGAAACACAUUCCGGCCGGUGGAAGCUGAGAAUGGUUGGUGCGGCGGAUGCUCAGUCCAAAGUGACACUGAUGCGUCGACAGGCCAGAUCACGCAUGAAGUUUGCGGGAUGUUGCAGAUGAGAAUCAAGCUUAAAGUCCCG